This is a messenger RNA of Diaporthe batatas, 3332 nucleotides long. RefSeq lists its product as uncharacterized. The record is from RefSeq and is a predicted model, not a curated record. NCBI's taxonomy places the organism in Eukaryota, Fungi, Ascomycota, Sordariomycetes, Diaporthales, Diaporthaceae. Gene Ontology annotation, biological process: nuclear inner membrane organization. The coding region runs from base 132 to 2078 and encodes 648 amino acids. The transcript is spliced from 2 exons. Gene Ontology annotation, cellular component: mitotic spindle pole body; chromosome, centromeric core domain; nuclear inner membrane.
AUUUCUCCCCGCCAACAAAGCACUGGGGAAUACAAAACAAUCCCUCGGGUCGCUCCACCCAACAACCCACCGGUUCGGCUCGCUCGAGUUUCCUUGAGCUUUACGCUUAAUACCAUGGUCCGGUCGUCACAAUGGCGCCCCAGACCAGAAAGCUCAACAAGCCCUUGACCUGCUUCUACUGCAACCGCAGGUCCACAACCAAAUACGAUGGUUCGAUGCGCCGCUUCGAGUGCAGCAACUGCAAUGCGACCAACCAUCUUGACACCAAAGGCGACAUCACCGACGUUCCCGCUGCAAAGAGCAGUACCGUCCCGCAGCCAGCGCAGUUCGCGAUCCGCCGAGAUCACUCCUCAACAUCCAGCCAAGUCUUUUGCGACAAAUGUCUCCAGAACCAGCACCUGUUCAUAUCCUCUCUAGCGCAGUACUUCCCCGAGGACCCCGAAGAUCCCGAGUACGCAGAGCGCGAGAAGAACUAUUACAAAUUCUACAAGGGUCUCAUGAAGCGGUACCCGCAAUGUUGUGCCGACUGCGAGCCAAAGGUCCGCGAACAGCUCGCCAAGGCGGCGUAUACUGCAAAAACGGACCAUCUGCGGCGCAUGCUGGACCGGACUGCCAAGAUCCGAGUCGUCACCACCAAUUCUCCUGUCUACUAUUGUCAGUCGGUGGGCAGGUGGCUAUGGGUUGCCUCUCUCAUCUUCCAGCUGCUGUGGCACCUAUGUCUCACUAGCAAGGGCCUCGCUGAUUAUGGCAGGCGGGCCAGAGACAAUUCAUGGCCGAUGCUGUCGAUGAGGAUAGUGGCUGGUUUUCUUGGCUUCUUGCCGUCUCCAGGUCAACUUUUGAAAUGGAGCUUCUGGACAUCGGCUAUAAGCAUCUGGUGGAAUCCUCGAUGGGUCGACACGUUCAAGAGCAACACCAAACAUUUGGUCGGCAUUUCUAAUUACUAUUGCUACCAAGCUUUGAUAUUCGCUCUCAAGCUUGCCGCGACCUUACUGGUUUCACCAUUGUCCAACAUGCAAGGGCCGGCACUGGCGUCCCGAGUAACAGCACACGUGUGGAUGGCCGUGUCUAUCAUGUACCUUUACUACGCUGCGAACAAAAUGAUUCGCGUCGACCAUACUCCUCUGUGGACUACGAAGGCCAGCAGCAUCGGAGCCAAUCCAGCGGCGCCGCCGCCCAUGACGCCGAGCGAGACACGAGAGAAUGAGGAGAAGAGCAUGGCAACCAUCCUCGACGAGAUCUUACAUGAGCCGACGCAGAACAGCCAGCCUCGGCGGCAGUCACUUAUGUCACAGUUCUCCGACACUGAGAGUCCAGAUCUCGUGAGGGCUCUGCCGGGGACGAGCGCGUACAAUCCCAACCUACGCCCAUUGGCUCCGAAUCCUUUUGCGAACUCGCCAGUAAAGCGGCCUCAGAGCUCUGGUGUUGGUCUCUCCAGCCUGAGUCUUUCCGACUCACCGCGAGCGGGUACUCAGGGUGCGGUCGAAUACUACUCGCCGACUAUGGAGUGGACACCAACCCAGUCCAAGUAUCGAGCGUUCAAUACCUACAAGCCAGGGGAGUCCGAGACCAGAAAGUUCGGUGAGACUCCGGUCAACGACCAACCGGGAGCAUUUUGGGCCAAGGUACCUCCAGCACCCAAGGCUCCCGCCCAGCGUUUUCUCAGUCAACAGAACACGCCGGUCCUAAGAAGGAGUCCUCGAAUAGCGCAGAGUCCCAUCACGUUCCAAGGGACCCAAAAGAGCACGCUAGGCGCCCAGCGAGCAGAUGCUCCCCCAGCAACGAUUUUCGCGGAGCCUAGACUCCGCCCGGCGCAACCCAGGGAUGAGCGCGACGAUCUCCUGGACAAGUUCGCUACGAGCUUCACGCUUGCUUCGGAUCAGAAUGACGAACCCCCAGCGGGAGAUAGCCGGGUGGGAAGCAAUGUAUCAACAUCUGGGCAACCCCCGCAGCGCAGCACCAGCAUAUUCAAACACGCAUUUCUGUAUCUGGUAUGCAGUGCCUUCCUCGCUAUACUAGCAGCGCGGGCCUACAAGGACUUUGGCUACCUGGGGAAGCUUGUAUCCAUCCGAGGGAGAUGAGCCGUGCUUGCUCGAGCAGCAACGGAGCAAAAGACGCAUUCAUGCAGUUGUUGCUUUAAAGAACAGCCAAUAAUGGCAGCAAGACACUCGGGAAAAGGCGGACAGAGUAGAUUGGUCGAAAGAGGCCGGCGGCUUCCCUCCCCGCAGCUCGGGGAACGGCGCGCUUUGCUUACGGGUGGCACGAGACAAAUGCAAAAGUCAUCAGAUGGUCACGAGGCUGGCGUUCUUGGGGUUCUGUUUCAUCUGGUUCAAGUAAAAGGGCAUUAUAUGGAAGGCACACGGCACAGCAUACUUAGAGAAGAGGCUACAUGAGAAAUGAGAGAUACCCUAGCGUACCAAUAGAGAAGAAAAUGGCAGACAAAAUGGCGGCUGGUGGAACUUGUACAUGCCAGAAUCCCUCCAAGGCGUGAGAUCUGAGGUGGUUUGUCUGCCAAUGUCUGGUCAUAGUCAAAUGGAACCCAAUCAUAUGCUGUACCAUGAGAAAUAAUGAAGACUGAUCCAGCUACAUCCCGCCAAAGGAUCGCCACCAUCCCGGGAAAAUGGCGCAUGUGGUUAAGGCUGCGUUCGUUCGUGCCCGGUCUGUCUUUCAGCAUAUGUACUCUGCUCCUUCGGGACACCGAGCACGCGCGGUGGUCGGGCUGGAUGGCUGGAAGACUACUUAAGUAGUUCCACGCUCGGGAGAAACCGUAUAGCCCCCGGUCACACAAAGUAAACCCAGUAGACAGGACUCAACCAAGUCCAUCCGCGGCUUCGAAUGCCUUGACAACUGGUUUCGGAACGAGCGCGAGAACGAAUGAACAUAGGGACGAGGCACAAAGUCACACACACACAGAGAAAGAGAGAGCGAGAGAGAGGUGUGUGGAUACGUAAAAGUGAUCGGCACGGGCCGCGCUGUGGGGUCGCGCUAGACAAAGUAUGAUUUCGCCAAGAAGGCGAAUCUAGUCGCCUGUCAAGAUGCGAAUGACAGAUUUCCAAAGCAAGAAAAAAAAGGGUCCCUGCGGUUGUUGUGUGUGUGCCCAUCCAUCCAGGCGACGGGGUUGGCUGCCGGUGGUGGAAGGUUUCCGAAGCCUUGCAAAUUGAGAGUCAGAGUCAGUCAGUCAGCAGGGCCCCGUUAGGCGAUUGGUCGCCCCGGUUUUUUGCUCUAUUCCCUUUCCAGGGGGGAGGGGGGAGCCGUCAGCCCCGUUGGUCCCCCUUAUUACUGAUCUUGGUUGUUGAUCGGCCACCUUCUCCAGGCAGAUGGGCUGCCCCAGAUGG